This is a messenger RNA of Orbicella faveolata, 721 nucleotides long. RefSeq lists its product as uncharacterized. The record is from RefSeq and is a predicted model, not a curated record. NCBI's taxonomy places the organism in Eukaryota, Metazoa, Cnidaria, Anthozoa, Scleractinia, Merulinidae.
CCUGAAGUUGAAAGACGCGAGCCAUAUUCGCCGACAGCUUUGCAACUGCAAGGAUGGGUUUACGCUUACUGCUGGUGUUGGGUUCCGUCCUCUACAUCGCUUCACUCGCCUCAGCGACGUCACUCGAACAACUACGGCACUACAAAAGAAGCCCCAAUCCGUGUCCGCCAGGAUGUCCCGCAUCCUGUGCUCCUUCUUGUAAUGUACAAUGUUGUCAACCCGCUCCUCCACCACCCCCACCCCCACCACCUCCACCACCACCUCCCCCUCCCCCGCCACCACCUGGUCCUCCCGGAAUGGAUGGACCAAUGGGACCACAAGGACCACCCGGACCAGAUGGCCCUAAGGGGCCUUCCGGGCCCAUCGGACUUCCAGGCCCUGUCGGUCUUCCCGGACUUCCCGGGGCCCCAGCAGGUCCCCCCGGACGUGAUGGCCCCAUGGGACCUCCAGGACCCCCCGGAAACCAAGGCGCGCCAGGCGAUGCUGGACCACCUGGACCUCCCGGUCUUCCCGGUGCUGCAGGCCCCCCAGCUCCACCACCAAUGCCAGGCCCUUGCCCAGUCGUGUGUACUCACACAUGCAUCCGAUCCUGCCCGCCGCCAUGUUGCCGUCGCUGAGUACCUGAAGACAAGUUGCGUUUGAGCGAUCCUGUUGCUUUAGUUUAUAACAGUUUGAGAAUGGAGUUUUCUUUUUCACUAAUAAAAUGAUUUGUCAAAACACA